Molecule: messenger RNA, 315 nt
Organism: Olea europaea var. sylvestris
Lineage: Eukaryota; Viridiplantae; Streptophyta; Magnoliopsida; Lamiales; Oleaceae
Exons: 3
Coding region: 1-315 (104 amino acids)
Source: RefSeq, a predicted model, not a curated record
AUGAGCAGGAGAGUUUGUGGAGUCAGAUUUGCACAAGUCAUGUUAGGGCCUAAUCAACCUCAGAGCACUGAGAAAAUGGACCAGUCUCAGGAAUCAAAAAAUCAAAGAGGGGAAACGAUUGCCUCAUUUGGUGAAGGAUAUGCAAUGAGGUCUAAUGAAGAAGGAUUUGGAGGAAUCUAUGGAGGGAACCGGAUUAUUUCCAAGGAGGAUGAGGAAAAAAUUGUUCAUGGAAAUGUCCCGGAAUACGACAAAUCUCAAGGGAGUGAAGUGAAGGAGAAGGAAAGAGUGAUUAGCCAGAACAAAGUUGAAUCGUAA